CUUGCCAACUUCUUUGACAAACUCAUCAACUCAUUAUGCAUGUUCAAGACAAGGUUGCCAUCAUCACUGGCGCUUCUUCAGGUUUCGGUAGAGCACUUGCAUUGCGACUCGUUAGCAAAGGCGGCAAGGUCAUUCUUGCAGAUAUCGAUGUCAAGGAUGGAGAACAAUUAGCCAAAGAGUUGAAUGAAGGCAAGAACCAAAAGGUGGCACAUUUUAUCAAGGUCGAUGUUACAAACCCCAAUGAGCAAGCAGAGAUGUUCCAAGCAGCCGAGAAAUAUUUCGGAAGGGUUGAUAUCAUCGUGAACAAUGCAGGGAUUGCGGAACUUACACCUUUAUGGGAGGAUGAAAAGGGAACCUGGAGAAGAGUGCUGGAUGUUGAUCUUAUUGCAGUUAUUGAAGGAACCCGUCUUGGAAUUCAGGCCUUAAAAAAACAUGGUCAAGGAGGAAGAGGCGGAGUUAUUAUCAACACAGCCUCAUUGGCGGGUAUUUACCCUCAAUCAUACGUACCAGCGUACUCGGCAGCAAAGUCUGGCGUCAUCGCCCUCACUCGUUCAUUCAAGAACUUUGGCGAUAAUAUUCGUGUGAACGCUGUGGCACCGAGCUUUAGCGAGACAAAGAUUUUUCCUGCGUUCGAAGAAGCAUUCAAGGCCCUUGGGGAGACCUUUAAUCCUGUCGAGCGGGUCAUUGAUGCAUUUAUGAUGCUGAUCGAAGACGAUUCUUAUAGAGGCGAUGUCUUACGAGUUACUCCUCAGUACGGCAUUACUGUCCUGGACCGUAGAGGUAAAGCCAAGCUUUGAGUGACAAUGACAGGAAAGUAUCAAUGUGACUGCUGGCAAAAAUUGUCGCGUGAACUAGUGACCUAGGGGGAUUUUGUUUAUUAAAAUGUC
Molecule: messenger RNA, 887 nt
Organism: Lobosporangium transversale
Lineage: Eukaryota; Fungi; Mortierellomycota; Mortierellomycetes; Mortierellales; Mortierellaceae
Exons: 5
Coding region: 36-797 (253 amino acids)
Cellular component (GO): cytoplasm
Molecular function (GO): oxidoreductase activity, acting on the CH-OH group of donors, NAD or NADP as acceptor
Source: RefSeq, a predicted model, not a curated record